GAUAUUUCCAUUUGGCUGGGCACCCUAGACCAGGAUCCGUGAUGCUUGGGAAGCAUGGUUGGGACUACCACCAUUUAGAGCAGCCAUCGUUAACUGCAAUGAAUUUAUUUGAUGUUCCAUGCCUAGGGCCCGUGAGCUCUUUUAAGGUGUGGGGUGUCGCUGACGGCCAUUUCUGUCCUCCGACCCCUUGGGGGCGCUGUCCUCUCCGCGCGUCCUCUUAGGACCUGGAGUUAAGUGCUCAAGCGCACUCUCGGCUGCUCGCCUUGGGCCCCACGUGUGAACCUUCGCGGUACCUUUUUUCGAGAAAAAUGCCCAAAUUCAAGGCGGCCCGGGGGGCCGGGGGUCAAGGAAAACUUGCGCCUCUGGCCGAGCAGAUCCUAUCUGGGGACGCGGUGCGGGCCGGAGCCCGGGAAAAGCGGCGGGGCCGUGGAGCCGGAGAAGAGGAAGAGUAUGUGGGGCCCCGACUGACCCGACGGAUUUUGCAGCAAGCGAGGCAGCAGCAGGAGGAGCUGGAGGCCGAGCAUGGCACUGGGGACAGGCCCACGGCGCCGAGGGAGCGCACUACGCGGCUGGGUCCAGGAGUGCCACAGGAUGGAUCGGAUGAUGAGGAUGAGGAAUGGCCCACCCUGGAGAAGGCUGCCACAAUGAGAGGGGUGAGCCACCAUGCCGAAGUGGACGUAGACCCUGAGGAUGAGCGUGCCAUUGAGAUGUUCAUGAACAAGAACCCUCCUGCUAGGCGCACCCUGGCUGACAUUAUCAUGGAAAAACUGACCGAGAAGCAGACGGAGGUUGAAACGGUCAUGUCAGAGAUAUCGGGCUUCCCUAUGCCCCAGCUGGACCCCCGCGUCCUGGAGGUCUACAGAGGGGUCCGGGAGGUAUUAUCGAAGUACCGCAGUGGGAAACUGCCCAAGGCAUUUAAGAUCAUCCCUGCACUCUCCAACUGGGAGCAGAUCCUUUACAUCACAGAGCCUGAGGCCUGGACAGCAGCUGCCAUGUACCAAGCCACCAGGAUUUUCGCCUCUAACCUGAAGGAACGCAUGGCCCAGCGCUUCUACAACCUUGUCCUUCUUCCCCGAGUACGAGAUGACAUUGCUGAAUACAAGCGACUCAAUUUCCACCUCUACAUGGCUCUCAAGAAGGCCCUCUUCAAGCCUGGAGCCUGGUUCAAAGGGAUCCUCAUCCCCCUGUGUGAGUCGGGCACCUGUACCCUGAGGGAAGCCAUCAUCGUGGGUAGCAUCAUCACCAAGUGCUCCAUCCCUGUGUUGCACUCCAGUGCAGCCAUGCUGAAAAUUGCCGAGAUGGAAUACAGCGGUGCCAACAGCAUCUUCCUCCGACUGCUGCUGGACAAAAAGUACGCUCUGCCCUACCGCGUGCUGGAUGCCCUGGUCUUCCAUUUCCUGGGGUUCCGGACAGAGAAGCGCAAACUCCCUGUGCUCUGGCACCAGUGCCUCCUGACCUUGGUCCAGCGUUACAAGGCAGACCUGGCCACAGAUCAGAAAGAGGCCCUCCUGGAACUGCUCCGGCUACAACCCCAUCCACAGCUGUCCCCUGAGAUCAGGCGUGAGCUCCAGAGUGCAGUCCCCCGAGAUGUGGAAGAUGUUCCCAUCAACAUGGACUGAGGAAAUAGACACCUGUCCUGGCCCAAGGAGGACACCAGGACUCCUGUUGGUGGCUAAGAAUGAGACCCAGCCUUUACAGCCUGAAGAUAUGGAUCAGGGCAGGGAUGGGUCUUGGGGAUGCCUGUGACUCCCCUGUCCUGGACAGGGAGGACUGAGCAUCUGGCUGAUUCUUCCUUCCGUGCUAGGUCUUCAGCCCUGCUCAGUUCUGAGACCUGAAUUGAGAAUUCGACUUCCCCGCUCCCCACUUGGGGCUUGGAUAAGUACUUUCUCGGGCACUGUGUCAAGUCACUGGGAUGUGGAUAAAAACAAAAGACAGGUAUUUAUUGAA
Molecule: messenger RNA, 1947 nt
Organism: Choloepus didactylus (southern two-toed sloth)
Lineage: Eukaryota; Metazoa; Chordata; Mammalia; Pilosa; Megalonychidae
Gene: BYSL
Product: bystin like
Exons: 7
Coding region: 309-1619 (436 amino acids)
Biological process (GO): rRNA processing
Cellular component (GO): preribosome, small subunit precursor; cytoplasm; nucleolus
Molecular function (GO): snoRNA binding
Source: RefSeq, a predicted model, not a curated record